Suillus clintonianus is the source of this 396-nucleotide messenger RNA. RefSeq lists its product as uncharacterized. The transcript has 2 exons. Bases 1 to 396 code for a protein of 131 amino acids. Lineage: Eukaryota; Fungi; Basidiomycota; Agaricomycetes; Boletales; Suillaceae. The record is from RefSeq and is a predicted model, not a curated record.
AUGACCGAGGUGUAUGACGAGUCUGACGUGAGUAAGACAACUUUGCUCGAAGAAUUGACCAUUCCAUUAACUGAUCCAGUGGAAGGGAUUGCAACGAUGUUGACUUCUGCAACAGCCAGUGCAAUAGAGUGGCUCCCCAAGACAAUCUUGACAUUUGUAGACCCCAUCCUGGUCGCAGACGGCACAUCUCCUAUCUUCUGGUGGAGCUGCUCGAUCCAGGAGGUGAUCUAUCAUUUGAAUUACAAUGCAACAUUUUACAUGAACUUGCCAUGGUUUUUGGGAGUUGCAAAGGCUCAAAUGAGCCUUAGUCAUGCUUGUAAGUAUUGUCAGGAAUGUCUUCCCAAAGAGGUGGUGCCUCAACAGGCUGAAGUGUUGGUGAUUCUGGGGGAGAGUUAG